Molecule: messenger RNA, 627 nt
Organism: Ichthyophthirius multifiliis
Lineage: Eukaryota; Ciliophora; Oligohymenophorea; Hymenostomatida
Exons: 4
Source: RefSeq, a predicted model, not a curated record
AUGAUGAAAAAUUUUAAUAGAGCAUUUGAAGAUUUUGGAAUGGGAUUUGGUGGAAGUAUAAUGAAGGAAUUCUCAGAUCAUUUCGGGAAUAUAGAUAAAAUUUCUGAAAGAUAAUAAGCUUAUAGAAAUACAGAAAAUAAAAGAGAUAUAAUUGCCUAAGAAAGAAUGUUAAAUAAUUAAGGAAGAAAAGUUAUUAAAGAAAGAAAUAAUGGAAAUUUAAAUAAAAUUAACAAUUUUUAUAAUAUGGAUGAAAACUAUAAACAAUAUAAUUUCAAAAAUGAUGAAAGAAGAGGUGACUAUAUACCUGCAGAAGUUAAACACUAAGAUAUGCCUGUGAGAAUUAAUAAAAACGAAAAUUUCGGAAGAAGAGGAACUGAUUUAUAACCUACUUAACCAGGAAGAGCUGUAAAUUAAUUACCAGUAAGUGAAUCUGCAAUUUAAAAUAAUAAUAAUAAUAAUAAUCCUAUUUCUAAUGUAAAUAAUUAAAGAACUUAAUUACCAAGAGCUUCUGUUAAUUAUCCAAGAUAAAGUAAUAAUAAUGCAAAUUUACGACCUGUAAGAAAUUCAGUUGAGCCAGGAGUUUAUCGUAAUCAGGCUAAUAAAGGAACUAUGCCUAAAGCUGGAUGA